This is a messenger RNA of Closterium sp. Naga37s-1, 2768 nucleotides long. The record is from the annotation of a GenBank genome assembly. Lineage: Eukaryota; Viridiplantae; Streptophyta; Zygnematophyceae; Desmidiales; Closteriaceae.
AUGGGCGCGCAGCAGUCCGCGCACCAUGGCCGCGGAGGCGUCAAGCUCCGCCGCCGCUCGAGCGGAAUGGGCGGAAUGACUCCGCACGAGCUGCAGUCGGCGGGAACCGACAUUUCGCACGCCGUCGCGCAACACCAGGUUCUGCAGCAGCAGCGCGCGGAGCACCAGCAGCGGCUUGCGCAAUCGCCGCAGGUGAAGGCGCAGGGGCAAGCGCAAGCGCAAUCUCUGCUCGCGCAGCAAUCACCAGGCGGAAGCCCUUUGGGAGGGACUGGUGCGGGUAGCGGCGGAGGGGGAAGCGCCGGAGGUGCGCCGGGUGUACCUCCGCGGGACUUUUCCGGAGGAUCGGAGUCGCGGCGCCGAACCAAGGUGUCAGCUUUGGAGGUGCCGCCAUGGGAGAUCGUGGCGCAUCUAACGGAGAGCGAUUGGAUCGCGCUGAAGGCGUGGAUCGAAGCGGGAUGGAGGUGCCGCAAGUGCGGGCACCUGCGCGACGACGGCGCGGACCACCCCAAGACGCUGGCGCUGCUGCACCGCUGCGGAAUCUUCCCCCCGCACCACCCGCACCUCCCCGCGCACACCCUCUCCCACACCUCCUCCGCGCCCGGGUCCCCCAGUUCCACCCAAUCCGGAGCUGCCAGGUGGCAGCAGCAGCAGGGCGGGGGUCAGGGGUCGGGUCAUCCCCCCUAUGGCGUUGUGGAAUAUUCCAAGCCAUCUCCUGACGGGCAGAUGGAAUUUUUAUCUGACCAUUCCGGUGGGAGGAGUUCCCGAGGCGGGUCGCCAAGUCACCCGAUGCUUCGCACCGGAACGGGCAGAACUAUGUCUUAUAUGGGCUCGCCGGGGCGGCAGCAUGGGGGGAUGAGCGGGGGAAUGGGGGGGGCGGAAGGGGCGGUCAUGGGGAGAAUCAGCCAGUCAACGCAUUAUGGGUCGGAAUACAGUGUGAGGGGGAUGGGGAGAGAUGGCAUGGGCGGGGGAGGCGGAGGAAUGGGUGGCGGAAUGGGCGGAGCAGGGGGAAUGGGUGCUCCGGAUGCCUGCCCGAGACACCUCGCCCAACCCCACCACCUCAUGAGCGGCGAGGGGCCUACCAGCAGAAGCUUCCACGAGAGUUCCUCUUGGGAAAUGCGGAGAGGAGGGGGAGGGGGGAUGGGCGCGGAGGGGGGAGGCGUGGGGGGAGCGGCGGGGGGAAUGGGGGGAGCGACGGGGAUGGGGGGAGGGGCAGGGGGGAUGUUGGGGGGACCACAGCGGCCGUUGAUGCGGACUAUGAGCAUGUCUGAGGCGCUGCAAAGGAAGCUGCUUGCUGCUAUCACUCGCGCACACCAAGUGUACUUUAUUGAUAAGGAGCCCAACGGCAGUCUCGUGUUUGACUACCUGCUGUCGGCGCUCCUGGAGGUGACCGAGUCCAGCUUUGGCUUCAUCUCCUCCGCGCUGCGCAAGGCCGAUGGCACGCCCUACCUCAAGACACAUGCAAUGACGAACGUGGCAUGGACCAAGGAGCUGCGGGCAUGGUAUGCGGCGAACGCGCACAAGGGGCUCGUGUUCACCAACAUGAACACGCUACACGGCGCUGUCGUGCUCACGGGGCAGCAGGUUCUCUCCAACGACGCCCGGAAUGAUCCUCGUGCCAGAGGAGUGCCACCAGGCCACCCUGUGAUUGAGAAGUUCAUGGGCAUCCCUCUGUAUACAGGCACGGAGCUGAUUGGGAUCUUUGGAGUGGCAAACCGAUUGCAGGGGUACGAUGAGCAGCUGGUGAAGGAGAUUGAGCCGCUGACAAUGACGAUUGCUCAGAUGAUCUAUGCGGUGAACGAGAGGAAGAGGAGAAAGGAGGCCGAGCUGCACCUCUCCAGCGUUGUGCAGGUGGCGAAGGAGGGCAUCAUGUCGCUCUCUCACAGCGGCCACGUCACAUCCAUGAACCUCUCAGCGCGGCAGAUGUUUGGCUACUCGCCCACCCCCUCCGACACCAACGGGAGCAGCAGCACCAACGGCGCUGCUGCUGCUGCUGUUGCGGCUGGGGGCAGCAUCAUCAGCCGUGACAGCAGCAACGUCACUCCGCCGCCCAACCUGCAGUUCCAGGAUCUGAUGGUGGAGAUCAACGGCCAGAGAGACUUUUUGGCUCGAGGGUUGGAUGCGGCGAGUGGCAAGGUGCACAAGGGCAUCGGGAGGCGUGUGGAUGGCAGCACGUUCCCUCUGGAGGUGUCGGUCUCCAAGGGCACAUAUGAUACCGUCUUCUAUGUGGCUGUUUUGCGAGAUAUCUCGGAACGGCUGGACGCUGAGAAGAAGCUCAAGGAGAGCGAGGAGCGGUGGCUGUACGCGCUGUCAGGCAGCGAUGACGGUGUGUGGGACUGGAACGUGCGUGACAACACCAUGUUCUUCUCCGACCGAUGGAAGCAGAUGCUGGGCUACGAGCCUGGCGACAUUGGCUCGACUUUGGAUGAGUGGGACCGGCUAUUGCACCCAGAGGAUAAGGACCGCGCGUAUGCAGACCUCAAGGAGCAUCUGGACGGUGUCACUGCGCAGUUUGUAAACGAGCAACGGCUCAGAUGCAAGGACGGCAGCUACAGUUGGUUCCUGCAUCGCGGGAAGGUGCUGAGCAAGACAGAGGACGGGGAGCCGCUGCGGUUUGUGGGCACACACACGGACAUCACAGAGAGAAAGAUGUUCGAACAGGGCAUGGUGCAGGCUAAGGACGAGGCUGAACGGGCAUCACAGGCCAAAGCAGGUGGGAGUGUGUGCCUGGCAGGAAGGGAAGGGGAGAUGGUGUACUUGCAUCCACAUGG